Molecule: messenger RNA, 1317 nt
Organism: Entamoeba nuttalli P19
Lineage: Eukaryota; Evosea; Mastigamoebida; Endamoebidae
Product: phosphatidylinositol-3,4,5-trisphosphate 3-phosphatase, putative
Exons: 1
Coding region: 1-1317 (438 amino acids)
Biological process (GO): dephosphorylation
Cellular component (GO): cytosol
Molecular function (GO): phosphatidylinositol-3,4,5-trisphosphate 3-phosphatase activity
Source: RefSeq, a predicted model, not a curated record
AUGUUAAGAAGAAUUGUUGCAGAUGAUAAGUACAUGAUCACAGCAGAUGGCAAAGAUUUGGAUUUAACUUAUAUAUUACCUAAUCUUAUUGCAAUGGGAAUACCCACAACAGGGAUCUUUCAACAAUGGAGAAAUUCAAAAGAAGAAAUAGCAAAAUAUUUGAACAAUAAUUAUUUUAAUAACUAUAUGAUAUGGAACUUAACUGAAAAGUCAUACACAUCAUUAGAAUUUAAUAAUAGGGUACAACAUGUUGGAUUUCUUGAUCACCAUCCACCUCGUUUUAAUCAUUUACUAAAAAUUGUUGGAGAUAUUGUUGAUUAUGUUCUGGAGUGUCCAAAACAUAUUGCAUGUGUUCAUUGUAAAGCAGGAAGAGGUAGAACUGGUUUGGUAUGUUCUUGUGUCUUACUUUCACUUGGAAAGUGUGGUGAUGCUAAAAAGGCAUUAGAAUUAUUUGCUCGAAAACGCUCUAAAAUUAUGAAAGGAGCAACGUCACCACCACAGAUUAGAUAUUGUUAUUACUUCUACUAUUAUCUAUCAGUUUUUCCUAGAGAAGUUCCGUUUAAACCAAUUCCUAGCUAUUCAAUUAAUCUUAGUUCAGUUUUAUUUACUGGGUUCAAACCUACAAUUACAGUAAAAGAUUCUACUGAUUGUGCACAUCCUGUGUUAUACUUCAAUCCAUUAUCUCAUGCAGAACCUCAUCCUCAUUUAUUCAAAUGUUCGCAAUCAUGGCAACAAAUGAGUGAUGGGUGUUUUAUUAUUUCAUUCAUUAAACAGCCAAUCGUAAAUGACACAGUUAUUUCUCUAACUGUAGAAUCAAAAGAAAAGAGCAUAAUCAUUGGUAAAGUCAUUCUCAACGCUUUCUUUAUAGAUGUUCAUUCCCAAUAUACAUUGAAACUUGAUCAAGUUCAAGACCCAACUGAAGGGGUCAACCGAAAUUCUCUUGGACUUCCACCUCAUUUUUCUAUGACGUUUCGUUUCAAAGAGUCAAAAAGAGAAGAAGAUUCAAUAGAAGAGUUACAUGAAAAAAUUGUUACAAUAACCAAGCAAUUUCCUCUUGAUGAAAUGCAUAGAGUAUUACCACCUCCUAUACCAUUUAAACCAGGGUCUGGUAACAAAAAGGCUUUAAUUAAUAGUACUCCUAGAGGGUCACGAAAGAAACAAUAUUUAUCAGAUGUUCAUGAGGUUGAAGGAGAAAAGAGGGAAUUAUUUGGUGAGUCAAUUUCUCCAAUAGUAUUAAGUUAUUCAACAGAGUAUAGAAAAGCAACGAUAAAAAAAGGAAAUGCAAUAAAAAAAAGUGAUGCUAUCAAUUCAGUAUAG